Messenger RNA from Tarenaya hassleriana, 1154 nucleotides. Its product is annotated as trihelix transcription factor ASR3. The transcript is spliced from 3 exons. The record is from RefSeq and is a predicted model, not a curated record. Lineage: Eukaryota; Viridiplantae; Streptophyta; Magnoliopsida; Brassicales; Cleomaceae. The coding region runs from base 20 to 946 and encodes 308 amino acids.
UGUGACCUUUCUUUCCAUUAUGACUGAUGGUGUGGCGAUGAGAGAGUACAGGAAAGGGAACUGGACGGUGAGCGAGACGAUGGUGUUAAUAGAGGCCAAGAAGAUGGACGAUGACCGGCGGCUCCGGCGGUCUAUCGGCCUAUCAGCGGCGGAGGAACACGACGGAGGGCGGGGAAAGCCGGCGGAGCUCCGGUGGAAGUGGAUAGAAGAUUAUUGCUGGAGUAAAGGGUGUUUGAGGAGUCAGAAUCAGUGCAACGACAAGUGGGAUAAUCUCAUGAGGGAUUACAAGAAGAUCAGGGAGCUCGAGAGGCGAACGGUGGAGGAAUCGUCUUCAGCCUCAGCCUCUUCGUAUUGGAAGAUGGAGAAGAGCGAGAGGAAAGAGAGGAACUUGCCGAGUAAUAUGCUGUCUGAGAUAUACUACGCCUUGGUUGAGGUUGUCGGGAAGAAGGGUUUGUCUUCCGGAAGUGGAGACGGCGGCGGAGUAAGUGACCAAAUUCCAGGAUUUCUCCAUCAGUCUCCAACGGUUCCUCUUCCGCCACCGCUUUCUUUUCAUGCUCAGCCAAUAUUGCCCACAGUAGACACGUCAUCGCCGGCAAAACGGAGGAGGAGAUCAGAGGCGGAAGCAGGUCCAAGCGGCGACGGCGGCGGCGCUCCGGUGACGGAGGAGAGCGGUGGGAGCGACGCGGUCGGGGAAGCGAUUUCGAAAAGCGCGUCGGUGAUAGCAGACGCGAUUAGGGCAUGUGAAGAGAGACAAGACAAGAGACACAGAGAGACUGUGAAUUUCAAAGAGAGAAUGCUAAAGAUCGAGGAAUCAAAGGCUGAGGUGAACAGACAAAGCAUGAAUGGGUUAGUGGACGCCAUUGAUAAGCUUGCUAACUCCGUCUUCGCUUUAGCUUCUUCUCAUCAUUAUCAACAUAAUAAUCAGCAUCAAGGAGGUCCACCAUAAUCGUACACACAUAUGACAGAAGGAAAAACCCGGAGAUAGUCCAAGAUUUCAUUCGAUGCACUUGCAGGUACAUAUAAAUUUAUGAAUUCGCUUUGAUUUUUUUACGUUCUACAUGUGUUUCCAUGCAUUGCAUGCUCAAUGAAGCAGCUAUUAAGUGUAACCAAUAACACAUUUUUGUUUAUAUAUGACUUAGAAAUAAUCGAUCUUA